CCUGGACACCGACAGACGCAGAUCCGUUAAAUUUCUCGCUCGGUAUUCGUAAGAAAACCUCGGAAGGCUUAACAACAUGGCGGCGCAAUUGUCAAUAUCGUGUAGAACUGUGUAUCAAAAAUCUCUCUUAUUUGGUGAGGACUGUAUUCUGAGAUAGUGUCAGUUGAUUUUUGUCAGUGUAGACUCUGUUGUGAGGGAGAUUUAGUCGACAACAGGUGCCCGUCUGGUGAAACAUAUUGGAAAGAAUUGGUCAAUGGCCUAAUUCUCUCACAAUGUGAUUGUGUUUGGGUAUUUUUUUUCUUCUCCCUAUGUGAUUUGGAAAAUUAAGUGAAGGAUUUAUUUCUGAAAUUGGAUGUACAUACAUCAGCAAGAUUUAUCAGGAAAGGAGUACACAUGGUAAAGUUUGUAUAUGAUGUCCCGAAAAGAGGACCUCACAUCGGGCCGCAGACCGCUGGUCAUCAGCGGCCCGAAUCGACAGAUGCUGCACGAUCUGAGAGAAAGUCUCAGUCACAUUCGCGGCUCUCAGUCUGACCAAUCAGAUCCACUUCCCAAUCGCCCAGAAUUAUCCCAGAGCACACCAAACUUGGUAGAAAGCAAGUCCAGUUUCUCGCGAGAUGGGUAUAACAGGAAAGCUCUGGCUCAGAUUCGCAGUAAACUGCGACCAUUUCAGACGGACAGGAACGACGAUGGGAUGUCUAACAGUACGGGGGCAUUGUCCCAGGCCAGCGAGGAGGGGGAGACUAAAGGGGCAAGCCUAGAGGACCCGGCUCAGGACUUGUCAAACCGCCUUUCUAAACUGAAUGACAUAAAGGGAAAGAAUGGAGUGAAAACAACAAUUGCAAACCCUUAUUCAAAACCAGUCAAGAGAAAACCAAGCUUCGAGUCUAAGUAUGGAAAGGCUCCCUCCGAUUCGGACCAGCGUUCAGACACCGCUUCACCACUGACGUCCGCCUCAAGCCGGGUACCACCUGUGUAUGAAGUCAAUCCUGCCUCACGGCAGGGAACCCCCAUAUCGGCCCCCAGUGUCACUGUUAAUGGGGAUCAGACUCCCCCUCCUGUACCCCCAAGGGCCCCCAUUAUCACAUCCUCGACGGAGACACUCGUCGUGGAAACCACCAUGACUGGAAAUCUUCCUGCCACAGCCAGACUUCAGGCACCACCUAUGAUGGUCCAGCCAGCUGGGGGUCAGGUGUUAAAGACGAACCCCACUAACCCCCAGCAGUAUAUUGCCUUCAGUACAGUUCAAGUGGCUCAGUCCACCCCACCGCCCCCUCCUCAAUCCCAGAAUCCAUCAACGCCGUCGUCAUCAGGAAGUGGUCCCGUGACGCCGCAGAGAGGAAUGAGUCCCGUGGGCCGGCAGCCGGUCAUCAUCCAGAACGCCAAGAGCCACCCAGUGCAUUAUCCUUCUAAUGUGAUCAAUAGUGCUAAUGGACAGAAUAUCACAAUAAAAUGUCCGCCACCUUACAGCCAAAGUCGGGCCAGCACACCCGCCACUGUGAAAAUAUCUGGAAACAAUUUAAAUAGUGUUCAAAUUAAGUUACCUAAACCACAGAGUAUAGGGACCUCACAACCCCAACCAAUGCACACAUGGGGGGCAAAACAGCCUCAGAUUGUGAUGCAGUCAGUGGAAAGUGUGGCGGUAUCAAAACCAAUGUUACAAAUGGCCACCGGUCCAGGCCAGUCACCACAGAACCCCCAGACAUCGACCGGAAGUUACAUAUCGUCUUACCAGGCUCAAAUCAAUCCAUCAAACAAUGGGAUUCCUUCAGCUACACACCUACAGGGCUCCAACAACAUACAGAUCCAAAUCACACGUCAGUCUCCACAGAUGUUGACGCCCGAGCAGUACGCUGCACAUCUACAGAGCCAGGGUCAAAAGCGGGGCAUACAGACACGCAUCAGUGCCCCCCACCAGUUCCCCCCUAAUGUUCACUAUGGACUUUAUUAUCGGCCGGCCUCGGACACCCCCACAUCCACCCCGAGAUCAGACUCUCCCAACUCAUCCCGAGCAACGAAUCAGUCACCCAUGUCCAUUCAUUCAACCACAUCCACCCCUUCUACGAACUCUGAUAUUCCUGACAAGCCCCCACCUCCUUAUCCGGGGAGGUCUGUUCAGGUGGUUCAACCAAUUUUACAACCUGUGCCGCAAUACAACCAGACUGCUUCACCAUACCCCCACCUUCCCCCUCAACUCCAUCACCAAAUCACGGCCAUGUCCCCCCACGUUCCUCAGGGGUUCACACCGCUACAGGUGCCGCAUACAACGGCGCCCCCUGUGUAUCACAGUGAUAGCCCUCAGCCCCCCAUUCCUCCCCGUGUGCCUUUAGUCCAAGUGUCUGAGAACUUGGAGGCCUCCCCUCCCCCUGUUCCCACCUCCAAACCAAGCCUGGGGGCAGGACCACCUCCAAUACCACCCCCUCCCAACAAACAGACUCCGAAUAUAAACGGUAACCUCGGGAACGGUGCAAACAAGGAGGACGAAACUGACGAGACAUUAUCGACUGUGUCAGAUGCGAGUAGUACUCAAGAGAAAACUCGCUGCACCUCUCCUAUGCCGGAGAGGAAAAACGAGUUCAAGGACUGUGAUAGACUUCGCCCUGAGGGGCGAUUAAAAAACUACUCACCGCAAGCCUUCAAAUUCUACAUGGAGCAGCAUGUGGAGAAUGUUUUAAAGGCGUGCAAGGAGCGAGUGACGAGACGGUUUCAGUUAGAACGCGAGAUGAACAAAGUGGGUCUUUCAGAGGAUGCUCAGCAACAGAUGCGUAGGAUGUUAAAUCAAAAAGAGUCCAACUAUAUCAGAUUACGUCGUGCCAAAAUGAGAAGGGGUCUGUUCGAAAAGAUCAUAACUCUAGGGGUUGGGGCUUUUGGGGAAGUUUCGUUAGUGAGAAAAAAAGAUGUGGGUCAUUUGUAUGCCAUGAAAACAUUACGGAAAAGUGAUGUGUUAAAACGAAAUCAAGUAGCUCAUGUGAAAGCGGAGCGUGAUAUUUUAGCUGAGGCUGACAACGAGUGGGUUGUGAAGUUAUAUUAUUCCUUUCAGGAUCGUGAUAACCUUUAUUUUGUGAUGGAUUAUGUACCGGGUGGUGAUUUAAUGGGACUUUUAAUCAAAUUCGGAAUAUUUAAGGAGGAUUUAGCGCAGUGUUAUAUAGCGGAAUUAGUGCUAGCCAUAGAAAGUGUGCAUAAAAUGGGAUUUAUACAUCGAGACAUCAAACCAGACAACAUCCUGAUUGAUAAAGACGGCCACCUGAAGCUGACGGACUUUGGCCUGUGUACAGGAUUUCGAUGGACACACAACUCUAAGUAUUAUCAAAAAGAUGGACUUCAUCCUCGCCAGGACUCCAUGGAUGUUAGUUGUGCAAUGGAAAUAGAAUGCCGCUGUAAUGAAAUACUCAAACCACUGGAGCGACGUCGCCAGCGGGAACGACACAGGUGCCUCGCUCACUCACUGGUCGGGACGCCCAAUUACAUCGCACCGGAAGUGCUACUCCGAGAAGGUUACACCUCAUGCUGUGAUUGGUGGAGUGUAGGAGUCAUACUUUAUGAGAUGUUAGUUGGACAACCUCCCUUCUAUGCAAAUACUCCUGCUGAAACCCAAUGGAAGGUGAUUCACUGGGACGAGACCCUGAAGAUUCCACCAGAAGCUAACCUGUCAGAGGCUGCCCAGGACCUCAUCAUUAACCUGUGUUGUAGUGCCGAAAAACGCCUCGGACGAAACGGAGCCACCGAAAUCAAAAAACACCCCUACUUCAAAAACAUUAAUUUCGAAGGACUGCGUAAGUCACAGCCUCCAUGGAAACCUAAGAUAAAACAUGCCAUGGACACGUCGUACUUUGACCCAAUCGACGGAAAAUUUGAUGAUGAUUCUGAAGAAGAAAUGCAGAAGCCCGAUCACCCGAUCAAUGGCAAACAUCCUGAACACGCUUUCCUGGAGUUUACAUUCCGAAGGUUCUUCGAUGAUGGAGGACAUCCGUAUCCGUCAAUGAAGGAAGACCCCUGUCCCCCCGUCUGUGAUCCAAAUGAGACCCCCCCUAACAGUAAAGACUCCUCUAGCGCCCCUGUGUAUGUCUGAUAUUGAGGAAUGUCUAGUGUGUGAUUACGAGGAACAUCCAGUUCUUGUCUGAUAUCAGUGAUGUCAGAAAUAACUCUUCAUGUCGUAUAGGUACAUCCAUCAGAUACCUGGCAUUGCCGGUGUGACCAGAAAUUAGCUCUCUAUAGCUAUUCUCGUUCUGAGUCUUGUCAGGGAUAGCACCUGAAGAUUUGAGUGCUUUUGUUCUUUGAAACAAUCCCCAAUAUUUCAGUGCUUUACUUACUCUGAAUUAUUACUUGUUAUAGAAUGUUAUAUUUUACCAGAAAAAUGUUCAAAUUUUACUGAAGUUUUUAUAUUGUUAAUAAUAUUUAAAGAAGAAGAAUUUCUUUGAAUUUUUCUAUAAAAGCAUUCUAAAAUUUUGACAUAAAUGCCUUUCUUUAUAUUUUAUGCAAUGAGAACAAAGUUGAGUUUCGUAGACUUAAUUGUGAUGAAAGCAGUGAUACAGUGUAUAGCCGAGAUUUGUUUGUUUUGAGUAACAGGAAAGGACUGGGGUUAUUAAUACAGACUAGUUGCCUCUUUGAAUAAAAAAGGGUGCACUUAUAAAGUGAUGUCUUUCAUUUAGUACGUUAUUAACAAGAAGUUAAUUGUUAAUCAAGGUCUUUCAAAUGUUUUUUUUUUCUGUAUACUGUAUGUAGUAAUUCUAGUGAUGUACAAUGUAUAAACUAGAUCAUGAUUGGACAGGGUUAUGCUAUUAAUUGAAACAUACAGCAUGGUUGUACAAAAAUGUUUUUCUUAAUAAUAUAUAUAUAUUUCAUCUAAAUUUAUUAAUUGUUGAUCAGUACAGUAGUGAUAUUUUAUUUCAUUUUUCAUGGAAUAAUAUAAAAUGAUUGGGAUGAUUUGAGUGUUUGGAAUGAUUUGAACCAUGAAGCAAGUAUAAUAUUCAAAGGGGGGAGGACUGUCAUGUGAUAUGCAGUAAAGUCAUAUGAUCCUAUGGUCAAGGGAUGCAACUCCUUUAGUUUUGAAAAAUUACAAAAAGGGGUGGGAAUCUUACAUAUCAUUCUUGAAGACUGAAUUUUUUGUAUCGUUUUGGUUAGUGACUACUGCACAUAGCUUCUUGGUGCUUUUCUGUCAUCAAGUGAAGUUGCUUUUGUGUAUAUCUUUAUAAUUCUGAGUAUCUUAUAUUAAAUUUAUUUUGGAAAGAAUUUGGAAUUUUUUCAAGAAUCUUGAUUGAAUCUUUAUUGAAGUGCUGAAGCAUGAAUUUUCAUGUUAUUUUUAAAAUAUUAAUUGUUAAACAGCAAUCAAGAGAGAGAGAGAGAGAGAGAGAGAGAGCAUUUAAUCUGUUGUUUUUGAGACUUUAUUUUAAGACCCCUCCUCUUGGGGGAGAGGGGAGAGUUGUACUGACUUUGUUACUUCAGUUUUUUAAGGGGGGUUAAGUGAGCAUUAGUGGGCAUUAGAUGUGAGUGUACAGAUAAUGUUGACUGCUUUUGAACAACUCUGUACCCCCACCCCUAACUUCAUUAUCAUUGUAAAUACUCAUCCUACCACUGUUUCUGUAAAGUGUGAUAUAUAAUAUUUUACAAAAAAGCUUAGAGCUUUUGUUGAAUGAUAUGGUGCAUUAUCUGUAUAGAAGCGUUUUAUAUUUAUCUACAGAGCUGAAUGCAAAGCAUCCUGGGAAUGUACAGAUGUGGUCAAAUGUGUAUAUAUUGUACAGUGUAAAACUAAAAUGUCUGACCACGAUUAUUGUCUGAGGGUAUGUAUAGAACUAAACAAAAUUGUAAAGGGAAUAUGUAAAAUAUACUGGCAAUAUUCUCAAAUAAACUAUAAAAAAUUGA
This is a messenger RNA of Saccostrea cuccullata (small rock oyster), 5856 nucleotides long. Its product is annotated as serine/threonine-protein kinase LATS1-like. Gene Ontology annotation, molecular function: protein serine/threonine kinase activity; ATP binding. Gene Ontology annotation, biological process: positive regulation of apoptotic process; peptidyl-serine phosphorylation; hippo signaling. The coding region runs from base 410 to 4066 and encodes 1218 amino acids. Lineage: Eukaryota; Metazoa; Mollusca; Bivalvia; Ostreida; Ostreidae. The transcript has 7 exons. The record is from RefSeq and is a predicted model, not a curated record.